AAUAAAGGGUGCUCUUCAAACCACGCAUUAUUGAUGAGGUCGGUAAUUUAGUUCGUAAAACACAAACAUUCACUCGAUGACUAGUCUAUUCUAUAUGUCGCCUAUGGUCUUAUCACCGACGAGUGCGAUUUUUUCGUUUACUGUUGCCAAAUACUAACACGAAAAGAUAUUUCUAAUAUUCUUAGCAAUGUCUUCGUAAUAAUUCUGAUAUGUAAUGCUGAUCUCGAACAAUAUUUCUGUAUGAAAAUUUGAUAGAUUAAUGUUCUUGAUGUACCAAAGAAAGUAUUUCGAAUUUCGAAUUGUCAUCAGAGCGCACCUACGGGCGCCAGUAUCCAAAAAGACGUGUGGUUCAUAACCUUUGAAACGCAGCGUUUAAUCUCGGGAUUGUUUAACUAUUAUUAUUAUUAAGAUAAGACAUGAAUUGUUGUAAUAAACGUUUGUGCCGAAAUCAGUCGUAACAAUGGCCGUACCUCCUUCCUUUAGCGUUGGUGAUAUUGUGCAUUUAAAUGUUGGUGGAACAAGAUUUUCAACAUCAAAGCAAACAUUAACAUGGAUCCCAGAUUCGUUUUUCACUGCUUUAUUAAGUAAUAGAAUCGCUAGUCACAGAGAUGAAAUUGGAGCAUUAUUCAUAGACAGAGAUCCAAAGUUGUUUUCUAUUAUUCUGAAUUAUUUACGCACAAAAGACAUUGACUUAAAGAAUGUAGAUCUUAGAACAUUGAGGCACGAAGCUGAAUAUUAUGGUAUUACACCAUUAGUUAAACGUUUGAUGUUGUGCGAGGAUUUGACUCAGUCUUCUUGUGGAGAUGUGUUAUUUUAUGGUUAUUUACCACCACCAAGUAUACCACUGCAAGAACCUACUACCAUUCCACCUAAUGUAGGGGAUGUUUCUGUUCAUGGUAGAGUUCCUGCUAAUACUACUAACUCUAGGGUAGAACUACCAUCCACUUCACAAAGUACAACUCCUGCAAGUUCUAGUACUAACCACAACAGUAAUGGGCAACAAAACCAUAAAGGAGCGCUUGGAACACACGUAAGGAAUUCUUCAUUGGAUUGUAGAAUUCAACAAAGAGGUUUACCACACUCCCGUACAUCAUCUCUAGAUUUAAGACAUGUUAGGAAUAAUUCAGCAGACUUGAAUAAGUUAUAUAAAAAUGACAUAAGUUUAGUGUUCGGCCCCCAACAAGUUUCAUCAUGGGUCGAUCCUCUAAGGGUUCAAAUCAUAAAAGCACAUCACAAUUGGAUUGUAAUCGCUUACGCGCAUUUUAUAACGUGCUACCGACUUAAAGAUUCGUCAGGAUGGCAGCACGCAUUUACUAGUCCCCAUAUCGAAUCAGUGAUCGAAAGAGUAGCGAUAACUUCGAAAAUGAGCACUAGCGGCGAUAUUAAAAUGGUUGCUAUUUCUUACGGAAAUCAAGUAAGAUUAUGGAGCGUUUCAACGAAUGGGAUAAAAACUAACAUCGGUACAUUCAACUUAAACGUUCGCGUGGAAUAUUUAUUUUUUAUUGGAAGUCAAUUAGUGGCUCUAUCCCCUACCGAUAAAAUCGGAGUAUGGCAUGCUAUGACGCAUCAUUGGCAGAUACAAGAUGUAGUGCCCAUUUUAUCAUUUGAUACAGCUGGGUCUUUCCUUCUACUGGGUUGCAACAAUGGAUCUAUUUAUUAUAUUGACAUGGAAAAGUUUCCUUUGAGAAUGAAGGAUAAUGAUCUACUUGUAACCGAACUGUACCGCGAUCCAAAUUACGAUCCCAUUACAGCCGUAUCCGUUUAUUUAACACCAAAAACAUCUCUCUGUGGUAAUUGGAUUGAAAUCGCGUAUGGCACAAAGUCCGGCAGUGUGAGGGUUAUAGUUCAACAUCCUGAAACUGUAGGACAUGGUCCACAAUUAUUUCAAACAUUUACAGUACAUCAGAGUAGUGUGACAAAAGUCACAUUAUCAGAAAAGUAUUUGGUAUCAGUAUGUUCUGAAUACAACCAUGUUAGGAGUUGGGCAGUGAAAAGAUUUCGUGGAAUGAUUUCUACUCAACCUGGAUCAACACCUGAAGCUAGUUUCAAAAUUGUAUCUUUAGAGGCAAUUGAACCUUGUAUCAGUUAUAAUGCUGGGAAUGAUUUUGGACCAUUUGGAGAACAGGACGACGAACAAGUAUUUGUUCAAAAAGUUGUACCUGAAACUGAUCAGUUAUUCGUUCGUUUAGCAUCAAACGGAAAACGGGUUUGCGUAAUCAAAUCAGUAGAUGGUAGUAUUAUAAGUUCAUUUUACGUGCACGAAUGCGAAGGAUCUAGCCGUAUGGGUUCAAGACCCAGGCGUUUUAUAUUUACUGGACAUUCUAAUGGUACCAUUCAAAUGUGGGAUCUUACAACAGCUUUACAGCCAUCUUUUUCUUCUACUCAAAAUGUUUCUGGGGGGCCUACACCAGAAGAACUUUGGAAACUGUUAGAUCAAUGUGAUUUAAGUAAUAGCUAUUCAUCAACACCGUGUAUUAGUCCGUGUCCCUCGCUUAUUUCAUCAGGUCCAACUAUAAAGACAAGCAAUGUAUUGUUUCUCAACCAGUCACAAAACUCCGAAGCAACACCUGGACCUAGCCAAACGUAAUGAUAA
Hylaeus volcanicus is the source of this 2593-nucleotide messenger RNA. RefSeq names its product BTB/POZ domain-containing protein KCTD3. Gene Ontology annotation, biological process: protein homooligomerization. The record is from RefSeq and is a predicted model, not a curated record. Gene Ontology annotation, molecular function: protein binding. The transcript is spliced from 10 exons. NCBI's taxonomy places the organism in Eukaryota, Metazoa, Arthropoda, Insecta, Hymenoptera, Colletidae. Bases 461 to 2587 code for a protein of 708 amino acids.